This is a messenger RNA of Choloepus didactylus (southern two-toed sloth), 2739 nucleotides long. RefSeq names its product zinc finger protein 555-like. The record is from RefSeq and is a predicted model, not a curated record. Gene Ontology annotation, biological process: regulation of transcription by RNA polymerase II. Gene Ontology annotation, molecular function: RNA polymerase II cis-regulatory region sequence-specific DNA binding; DNA-binding transcription factor activity. NCBI's taxonomy places the organism in Eukaryota, Metazoa, Chordata, Mammalia, Pilosa, Megalonychidae. Bases 141 to 1346 code for a protein of 401 amino acids. The transcript is spliced from 4 exons.
GAUGGCGCCGGCGGCUCCCGCGGCGACCGCGCCAGUGUCACCCCUGUUCCCGGAGGCCCUGCUGCGGCCCCGGCGCGCUGUCCCCUGCCCGGGUCGCGGAGCCGUCGGGGGGACCCCCGGGGGGACCUCGGGAGGCGGAGAUGGACACAGUGACCUUUGAGGAUGUGGCUGUGGUCUUCUCCCUGGAGGAGUGGGCUUUGCUGGAUCCUUCUCAGAGGAACCUCUACAGGGAUGUGAUGCUGGAAACCUUCAGGAACCUGGCCUCUGUAGAUGAUGAGACUCAACUGCAAGCCAAUAGGUCAGUUUCUCAGGAGGACAUUUUUUGGAAAAACAUACCCAAAGAACAGAAAAUAGCAGGGUUCACAAAAAAUGAUUCCUGGAUCUGUGUUUUAGGAAAAAAUAUGGACAUCCAUAGAACUGAAGAUCAGCACAGACACCAAGGGGGAAAUCUGAGAAAUCAUGUGGUGGAGGGACUCUGUGAAAGUAAUGAAGGUAUUCAGUAUGAAGAAACCUUCAGCCAGAUCCCAAAUCUCAAUCUGUACGAGAGACCAACCGGAGCAAAACCAUAUGGAUGUAGUGAGUGUGGAAAAGUCUUCAUGCAUCAUUCAUCCCUUCUGGGACAUCUCAGAUCUCACACUGGACACAAACCAUAUGAGUAUCAGGAAUGUGGAAGCAAACCCUAUGAAUAUAAAAAAUGUGGGGAAAUCUUCAGUUAUCCCCAAUGUUUUCAAAGAUCUGAAAGAAAUCAUACUGAAGAGAAACCUUAUGAAUGUAAGGAAUGUGGGAAAGACUUCAUUUGUCUCUCAAAAUUUCAAAGGCACAUGAUAAGACAUACUGGAGAGAAACCCUAUAAAUGUAAACAGUGUGGUAAAGCCUUCAGUUGUCCCAGUUCCAUUCCAAGACAUGAAAGGACACACACUGGAGAGAAACCUUAUGAAUGUAAACAAUGCGGGAAAGCCUUCAGUUAUCCUCAAUCUUUUCGAAUACAUGAAAGAACUCACACUGGAAAGAAACCCUAUGAAUGUAAGUAUUGCGGGAAAGCCUUCAGUUGGCUUGAAUCCUUUCAAGGACAUGUGAGAAUGCACACUGGAGAAAAACUCUAUGAAUGUAAACAAUGUGGUAAAGCACUUAGUUGUCCCACUUCCUUUCGAAGACAUGAAAGCACUCACACUGCAGAGAAACUCUAUAAAUGUGAAAAAUGUGGGAAAGCAUUCUGUUAUUCCAAAUCCUUUCAAUGUCAUGUGAGAACUCACACUGGAGAGAAACCCUAUGAAUGUAAGCAUUGUGGGAAAGCCUUCAUUUGGCCGUCAUCUUUACAAAAACAUGUGAGAAUGCACACUGGAUAGAAAGCCUAUAAAUAUGAUAAAUAUGGAGCAUUUUGUGUUAAAACAAAUCCUUUCAAAGUUAUGUGAGAACUCACACCAGAGAGAAGCCCCGUAAAUGUAAGUUAUGUGAGAAAGCCUGAUGCACAUUAAUUCAAGUAUAUGGUCCAGAAAAUACACACCAUGAGUGAAGUCCUAUUUAAGAGUUAUAAAUUUGAUGUUGUCUUUAUCAGUGUCAUUAUUUAAGUGGACCUGUAGACUAUGAAUGCCCAAUUCUUUCUCAAAUGAACACUGAGAUUAGUAAUAAUUCUGAAAGUGCUCUUUCGAAAAGAGUACAUAAAUUUUAGUUAGGUAAUUUUUUUUCUUGUAAUUCAAUUAAUAAAACUUUUCCCAUGUUGAAGUCUGUUGGAUCCAUGGGUGAUUUGAAGUACAUUUGUAAUAUGCAAAUAGGUUUAAUUUUUAUAUAUAUUUUUUCAGUAUUCUUUAAUAAGGGGCCAUUGAAAAAUGACACCUUGGUAGUGGGAUUUUCUGAUAGACCUUGUGUAGCAGGUAAUGUCACUUAACCAUUUUAUAUUUAUACAUAUAUUUCUUCUUUCUUAUUGAGAAAACUUUUUAUUUUUUGGCCAGAAGUUUUCUUCCUCACUAAUAAAUGUUGCCAGGAAUUUUAAGUAUGCAAAGUUCAUCAAACAGUAUGAUCUCGUGUGAAUCAUUUUCAUUUUUGCCAUUUGCUGUUUGUCCUUGCAUCAGGCUGGGAUUUGGAAAAUAGCCUUUGAGUUAAGAAGUGCAACAUUUGAUAUGACGCUUAAAUCUAGAUUUGGAGAUGGCUCUCCUGGACUGGGUGUGUCAGUGUACGAAAUAUUGGAAACUACAUUUUUCAGAAUACAUUCUCUUUAUGAUUCCGUGUUAAUCUUCACCAAAAGUGUAACUUGCAGGAGAUUUGGGAGGCAGAAGCGAAGAAGUCAUUACUGAUGUUUUUGGAGCUACCACACAGGGAGACAGACAAGGAUAUAGGCAUUUUGCGGACACCAGCUUCCAGCUCAUUUUCCUCUUUCUUUGCUUUGCUUAUCAAGAGUAUCCUCAAUACCAAUGCCAACUGGUUGAUUUCCAUUUUCUCAGAGGGAUAGGCUUCCACUGACAUCUCCACAAGCUCCACAGCAAAGAUCCAUCAGCAGUUUGGUGUUUCCUGCAAGACAUUACUGGUUCACCAGCCAUUUAUUUGGACUGCCAUGUUGGGGACUGUCAGUGAUGCUCAGACUCCCCACUUCUCUAGAUUGUAUUUAUGUAAGGUCUAAUCUGUGUAAUACACAAGUUGUUCUGUUUAUACUGCUAGAGGCUAUGACAGCUGCAAUAGUGCAGCCAAAAAAAAAAACAACAACAACAACGCUUAUAGGAAUUCAUUUCUCUACAUCAUUGUGGA